AUGAUGGUGGAUGAGGUGACUGUGCCUAUCCUGACGGCUUGUGGACGGUUGGUGAGAAAGUUGUGGAUCCAGCGGGUGAGAGCGGUGAUGGGCUCCACUGUGCUUUUACAAUGCUUUUUAUCUAAAAAGAUAGAAAACGAUCAUGUGUUUUGGUACAAACAAAGUGUUGGACACAUUCCACGCAUUGUUGGAUCAAGUCAAAGCUAUUAUGCUCCCCUUCUCUAUGAUGAGUUCAAUUCUACCCGAUUCAGUAUAGUCAAAGGUGCUGGAUCAUUUCAUCUGUCCAUUUCAAAUACUCAGUUAUCUGACGAGGCCUCCUACUUCUGUGAAAUGAGUGAUCAAGGUACCAACAUAGCAACAGUGAUCCAAGACCCAGUCUCAGGCCCGGUUUCCCCAGGAGGCUCAGAGACACUGGAGUGUGUGGUGCUGACUGAGAGCAGAACAGAAGAGCUCAGUGUGUUCUGGUUCCGACCUGCUUCAGGAGCUUCCCAUCCAGGCCUCAUUUACAUCAACAAGAGCAGCAGUGGUCAGUGUGAGGGCCGCUGUGUCUACACUCUCUCAAAGAAGGACGUCGACAUCACUGAUGCUGGAACUUACUACUGUGCCAUAGCUACCAGUGGACACAUACUCUUUGGAAAUGGAACAAGUCUCGCAAUCAGUAAGUUCUUUAUUUAA
Molecule: messenger RNA, 675 nt
Organism: Engraulis encrasicolus (European anchovy)
Lineage: Eukaryota; Metazoa; Chordata; Actinopteri; Clupeiformes; Engraulidae
Exons: 3
Coding region: 1-675 (224 amino acids)
Biological process (GO): response to bacterium
Source: RefSeq, a predicted model, not a curated record